CUUUUUAAAGCAACUGAACUAAUGUAUCUCUCCCACCUGUGACAUCUUUGGAGUGAGCACACUAACUCACGGAUUUUUACUAUGGAAGCUCCUGCUGGUUCUAUCCUCAGAAUGAAAUGGCUGGUUUGGGUGUCCCUGGUGUGGUCCUUCACAGUGGCCCAUGUCCAUGAAGAUCCCACCCUGGAUCAUCAUUGGCAUCUCUGGAAGAAAACCUAUGGCAAACAAUACAAGGAAAAGACCAGUGAAGAGGUGGCAUCUUUGAUGAGUUCCCUGAGAGUUCCCAGCCAAUGGCAGAGAAAUGUCACCUAUAAGUCAAACCCUAAUGGGAAAUUGCCUGAUUCUAUGGACUGGAGAGAAAAGGGGUGUGUUACUGGGAAAUACCAGGGUGCCUGUGGUGCUUGCUGGGCUUUCAGUGCUGUGGGAGCACUAGAAGCACAGCUAAAGCUGAAAACAGGAAAGCUGAUAUCUCUCAGUGCACAGAACCUGGUGGACUGUUCAACUGACAAAUACCAGAAUAAAGGCUGCGGAGGUGGCUUCAUGACAGAGGCUUUCCAGUACAUCAUUGACAACAAUGGCAUUGAUUCGGAAGCUUCCUAUCCCUACAAAGCUGUGGAUGAAAAAUGCCAUUAUGAUUCAAAAAAUCGAGCUGCUACAUGUUCCAAGUACACAGAGCUACCCUUUGGAAGUGAAGAUGCACUGAAGGAAGCUGUGGCCAAUAAAGGACCUGUUUCUGUUGCCAUAGAUGCGAGUCAUCCUUCAUUCUUCCUCUAUAGAAGCGGUGUCUACGAUGACCCAGAAUGUACUCAGAACGUGAAUCAUGGUGUGGUAGUGGUUGGCUAUGGUAAUCUUAAUGGGAAAGACUAUUGGCUUGUGAAAAACAGCUGGGGCAUCAGCUUUGGUGAACAAGGAUAUAUUCGAAUGGCAAGAAAUAGUAAAAAUCACUGCGGAAUCGCUAGCUAUUGCUCCUACCCAGAAAUCUAGAGGAUCUCUUCUUUUUACAAGUCAAGAAAAUGAAAUAUCACCUUAGUUUGGCCUUGUAUAUUCUGGAGAAAUAAGUAUGUCACAAUCAAUGUAUAUUUACUAUGUUAACUGGAAGAUAUAACUUGCCUCUUCACUUAUAUAAUUUUACAUAUCUCUGAGAAAAGCUUGUAAAUUAAGUUAUAAAUUUACUGUAGACAUAACUGUAUAUGAACUGGUCUUCCUGAGAUAAUCUGUUGUGUCUGUCAGUGUUUUAUUUUACAUUCUGUCAUUUUGAGUCUCCUAUAGCCUUUUGGAACAUGAUGGCCUAAAAAUGUUUAAUAAAUCUGUCAUUUCAAAUUUC
Dipodomys ordii (Ord's kangaroo rat) is the source of this 1321-nucleotide messenger RNA. It is a transcript of the gene Ctss, whose product is annotated as cathepsin S. Gene Ontology annotation, molecular function: cysteine-type endopeptidase activity. Gene Ontology annotation, biological process: immune response. Gene Ontology annotation, cellular component: lysosome. Lineage: Eukaryota; Metazoa; Chordata; Mammalia; Rodentia; Heteromyidae. The record is from RefSeq and is a predicted model, not a curated record.